CCCUGUCCUUGUUAAGAAAGCUGCGCGACUGCGAAGUUCAAACCAGGCUCUGCGCCUGUGGGUUUGUCCAGUUUGUUCUCCUUUCAACACUUCUUCAGUCUUUUUCCACUUUGUAACGAUGACGACGCCUUGAACGACUAAAUACGCCGGAAUUGGUUCAUGGCCGUGCGUGACGAUCACUUCAUGUCGUGUUGACCUCUGUCAAACUCAGCCUCCGAGCCCGCGACGAGCAAGGCCAGUGUGCCCAUAGUUGAUUGCUGCAUUGUCCAGUGCUCUACAACUCCGACUAGCCGUUCUCUUACGUGGUACCAACCAUCCUAGACCGAGACGAACGAACGAACAGGCCGAGAGAAUAUCGCAGCCUCAACACCAUGGCUGAAGCCGACCCCGAAGUCGUGGUGGCCAUCGUGGCUCUCCUCGUGUCUUUGGUUGCUCUGGCAGCUACCUUCAUGCAGGUCAUGCAACAAUACUACGCCUCUGCCGCAGGAUACGCUCAAUGCAAUGAGAAAGUCAUGGGAAAAUGGGCACUCACCAAAACCCGUCGCUUCUCUUGGGACGAGCUCCGUUUCGAGGUCGAGUUUGAAGCUCCUGUGAUUUUCGUCUCGCCCCCAGACAACCAACAUGGCCCAAUUCGCGGAGCAGAGAUAUACUUUCUAGAUGGAAGUCCCGAGAGUCUCGAAAACACGUGGUCUGAGCUGGACAUCAACCCAAGAGAGGAAUAUGCCAACAAGACGAAACGAGAGCGUAUCCAUACUGCUGAUAACGAGCGAGCUUCAUGGACAUUACUUCUCAGCGCCGUACAGCGUAUGGAGCACGAGUCGGAGAAGUGGCAAAAGAGUCAAUACGAGGGCAUGCAUAAACAAGUUGGGCCUCCGAAUGCGCAGACACAGCACCACGAUCUUCCUACCAACCCUCCUAGCUUAUACGAUGCACAUACUAUGACAGUAGCUCUUCAACGGAAACGUAAAAGCUGGGAUACAAUGCCCGCGACUGUUCUACGCCCCUACGCGACGACGACGAUGUGCCAUCUCAUCGAGAUGUUGGCGGCUCUGGGUAUCUACUGGAAAGAAUUCGACCGCAAGCGCGAGCGUUAUCGUGCCGAAGGCAAUGGUUUUAUGGUCAUUGGCGAAAAGGUCACUGAUCUCGGUUUAAUGUUUACCUUCAGUAUUUACGGGAGGAGUCGCUUCGAAGCAAAUCGAGUGAUUCCUGUUGACCAGGUCAAGGAGCUUUGUUUUGGCUAUGUGUCGACUAUUUACAGCGUGCUUUUGGAUCAGCGACGCCUUCGAUUUCCUGAAGAUGAUCCAGAGAACUUGGCUUUCCUUCAGCUGGCGACUCGCGAGGAGAUUUCUCAGACUCUUAUCCGAAUUGGAUGUAACAACAAUGCUGUCCGUGCUUUCCAAGAUGCUGGCAAGCAUACAUCGCAUCUGUUUCCUGUCUCCUUCGAAAUCCUCGGUAUGCUGAGUCGUACUUUUCACAUCAAGAACAGCAUGUUCACCCAUAUUCCCAACCCAACAUCAGAUCGCUGGGAUAAGCAGUCGGUGUCAUUAGUCAAAGUGAUGGAAGCUUACGAGGACCUGGUUCCGACUUCACUGCCCGGAGCCCGUCGAAACCCCGUCAUUAUCGAGAAGAUUAAGAAGCAUGUCGACCAAAUUCUAGCCUUCAACAAGGACGAAAGCGUAACCGAGAAGAUGUGUACCCUCAAGGCACUCCACGAAGCCAUCGACGAUUGCGAUCAGAUCUUGACAGCCAAGGAACCCAGCGGCACUGUUACCCCUUUUGCAGAGCAGUUGGGCAUCAAGGUUCAUGAGUCCGAGGUACAGAAGAAACGACGAGAAAUGGUCCAAGAUGUUUUGCGAUCGCACAUCCAAGAAGUUCUACGUCUACUGAAUGACGGGGAAGACCGUUCGUCCGAUACGCAAUCUCUGCACGCUGAAUGGAGUCCGGCUACGCCACACACACGACAGGAUGGACAGCCUAGAGUUGCGCCCAUCGGAUUCGAGGACAUGCACGAAGCCAGUCCUGAUGAGCGGCAGCACAAGUUUUUGGAAGUUUACUUUCACGUUAUUCGUGAGAAGGUUAUCCCUCGUGCUGCCCGUUCAACAGAUCGCAGAACGAGCCUUGUUGGUGCCCCUGCAGGGUACGGUUUCCGCCGCGCAGGCACAGGUCGUACCCAAGCAUCCAGCAUGCGUGGUAUUGAACGGGCGUCCUCGCCGCCUCCCCCCAUGCCAGCCCCUCGUCUACAAACCAGCGUGGAGAACAUUCCUCUUGGACCCAUGGCCAACGGCCGUCCCUCCAUGUCUAGCAGACCUGGUAGUGCUGUGAGUGAUGCGUAUUCGUUAGCAAGUGAGCAACCUAGACCUAGGCUCGAGGCUGCUUUGUAUGAACAGGAGGUCUCGCAUGAUGAUGUUUGGUGCACGCUGAUUUUCCGCAUGAUAUGCUGGUUAAUGUUGCACGACUUUAAUAAGUUGGAUGUACAGCUGAGUAAAAGCGAGCUAUUGGGAAGCCGUAUGCCAGUUUACAUAUCAUGAUACAUUGGAUGAGAGUCGAUAUUUGGAAAUGAUUGGAUGUUAGCGAGGGCUUUGGAUUAAUAUCAUGAUAACGGCGUAUCAUGCGAUCUUGGGGAUACCACAAAAAGCGAAUGUCAGCGAUAUCUGGUUAGCACAUCAGUUUACAAUGGAUCACAAUACACUCAUCACGGAGCGAAUGACCCCUGAAUCAA
Messenger RNA from Fusarium oxysporum Fo47, 2719 nucleotides. RefSeq lists its product as uncharacterized. Bases 372 to 2528 code for a protein of 718 amino acids. The record is from RefSeq and is a predicted model, not a curated record. Lineage: Eukaryota; Fungi; Ascomycota; Sordariomycetes; Hypocreales; Nectriaceae. The transcript is spliced from 2 exons.